AUGCUCCUCUUUGCUCAGCUCCUGUUGCAAAUUCUCAAGAUCCAAGCAAAAGUUUCAUCAAUCAUAGUGUUUGGAGACUCCUCUGUUGAUUCGGGGAACAACGAUCACAUACACACAGUCUUGAAGAGCAACUUUGAGCCUUAUGGACGUGAUUUCUACGGUGGCAAGCCCACUGGCCGGUUCUCUAAUGGUCGCAUGCCAACAGACUUCAUCUCGGAGGCGUUCGGGGUCAAGCCAACAAUACCUGCCUACUUGGAUCCAACAUAUGAUAUAACGGAUUUUGUUACAGGAGUUUGCUUUGCUUCAGCUGGAACUGGUUAUGAUAAUGCUACCUCAGAUGUGCUUUCUGUAAUACCUCUGUGGAAAGAAUUAGAGUAUUACAAAGAAUACCAGAAGCGGCUAAGGGGCUAUCUAGGCGACGAGAAAGCUGACAAGGUCAUGACUGAUGCAAUGUAUCUAAUAAGCAUAGGAACAAAUGAUUUCUUAGAAAACUAUUUCAUAAAUCCGCGCAGAUCAUCGGUUUAUUCUGUGGAAGAGUACCAGAAUUUUCUUGUAGGGAUUGCAAGAAAUUUUAUCACAGAGCUUUAUUGGCUUGGAGCUCGAAAGAUAUCUCUGGGUGGACUUCCUCCUAUGGGAUGUUUGCCUUUGGAGAGAACCACAAAUUUAAUAAAUGGAAGAGCCUGCAAAGAAGAGUAUAAUAAGGUGGCUAGGGAUUUCAAUGGGAAGUUGCAAAGAUUGGUUGUGAAGCUGAAUAAGCAGCUUGCUGGGAUCCGAUUGGUGCUUUCAAACCCAUAUGAUAUUCUAUUGGAAAUAAUUCAGAACCCUAAUUCUUUUGGAUUUGAGAAUGCAGCAAUAGCAUGUUGUGCAACUGGAACGUUUGAGAUGGGUUACAUGUGUAACAAAUUCAGCCCCUUCACGUGUAUGGAUGCAAAUAAAUAUGUAUUUUGGGACUCCUUCCACCCUACAGAGAAAACAAAUGGCAUUGUUGCACAUUACGCGGGGAAAUGCAACGGAGGUGAUCCCAUGGAACUGGCCAAGGAAGAGGGCUUGCGAAGUCAUAAAGGCCAUAAACCACCACUGAGAAAAACAAUGCUGGUCUAUGCAAAUGAUUCAAUGUUCAGGUUACUUUCUGGACUGAAUCCUAUUUCACAGAAAGAGGGAAAGAGAGAUAAUUCCUCCGAUCAUAUUUAUUUGUUUGUCGACUUCUUUACUAAGAUAUUUCGUGUAGACCACAGCAAAUGA
Messenger RNA from Ilex paraguariensis (yerba mate), 1242 nucleotides. The record is from the annotation of a GenBank genome assembly. NCBI's taxonomy places the organism in Eukaryota, Viridiplantae, Streptophyta, Magnoliopsida, Aquifoliales, Aquifoliaceae.